Peromyscus leucopus (white-footed mouse) is the source of this 1378-nucleotide messenger RNA. Lineage: Eukaryota; Metazoa; Chordata; Mammalia; Rodentia; Cricetidae. The record is from the annotation of a RefSeq genome assembly.
AUGCUAAAAAUCAUUUUUCCUUCAAUCAUACUACUUCCGCUCACCUGACUAUCAAACAACAAAAGCCUGUGAGCCAAUGUCACUUCAUACAGCUUUUUAAUCAGCUUGGCCUCAGCCAUAUUUUUAUGACAAAACGAUAUAAACAAUUUAAACUUCUCAUUACUAUUCUCAACUGACUCACUAUCCUCCCCCCUUAUUAUUCUAACAACAUGAUUACUACCACUAAUACUACUAGCUAGUCAGAACCACAUAAAAAAAGAAACCGAACUAAACAAAAAAAUCUACAUCUCAAUACUAACUCUCCUACAAAUCCUCCUAAUCAUAACUUUUUCUGCAAACGAGCUAAUUAUAUUUUAUAUCUUAUUUGAAGCUACAUUAAUCCCUACCCUUAUUAUUAUUACCCGCUGAGGUAAUCAAACAGAACGACUUAAUGCAGGACUCUACUUUCUAUUCUACACCCUAAUUGGAUCAAUCCCACUACUAAUUGCUCUUAUCUUCAUCCAAAACUCAAAAGGAACACUAAACUUCCUUCUAUUCCCACUAACUUUCACACCCCUAAAUCAAACAUGAUCUAACAACAUUCUAUGAUUAGCGUGCAUAAUGGCAUUCAUAAUUAAAAUACCACUAUACGGGGUCCACCUAUGACUCCCCAAAGCACAUGUAGAAGCCCCUAUUGCAGGAUCUAUGAUUCUAGCAGCUAUUUUAUUAAAGCUAGGGGGCUAUGGAAUGAUACGAAUCGCUAUAAUUCUUGACCCGGUAACCGAAACCAUAGCCUACCCAUUCAUCCUCCUAUCACUAUGAGGAAUAAUCAUAACUAGCUCUAUCUGUUUACGACAGACAGACUUAAAAUCUUUAAUCGCCUACUCUUCAGUAAGUCACAUAGCAUUAGUUAUCGCAGCUAUUAUAAUCCAAACACCAUGAAGCUUUAUGGGGGCAACAGCACUAAUAAUCGCCCAUGGCCUAACAUCAUCACUACUAUUCUGUUUAGCAAAUACAAACUACGAACGAAUUCACAGUCGAACCAUAAUCAUAACCCGAGGGCUCCAAACUAUAUUUCCACUCAUAACCACCCUAUGAGUUUUAGCUAGCCUAGCAAACCUAGCCCUACCACCCUCAAUUAAUCUCAUCGGAGAACUAUUAAUCACUAUUUCAUUAUUCUCCUGAUCCAACCCAACAAUCUUACUUCUAGGUUGCAAUAUCCUAAUCACCUCACUAUAUUCCAUAUAUAUAAUCAUCACUACCCAACGAGGAAAACUCACAAACCACAUAAUUAACUUACAACCAUCACACACACGAGAAUUAGCCCUAAUGGUGCUACACAUUAUUCCUCUAAUUCUCCUAACAAUCAACCCUAAACUAAUCAUAGGACCAACAAUAU